This is a messenger RNA of Ogataea polymorpha, 1419 nucleotides long. RefSeq lists its product as uncharacterized. NCBI's taxonomy places the organism in Eukaryota, Fungi, Ascomycota, Pichiomycetes, Pichiales, Pichiaceae. Gene Ontology annotation, molecular function: UDP-N-acetylglucosamine diphosphorylase activity. The coding region runs from base 1 to 1419 and encodes 472 amino acids. The record is from RefSeq and is a predicted model, not a curated record. The transcript has a single exon. Gene Ontology annotation, biological process: UDP-N-acetylglucosamine biosynthetic process.
AUGUCUGAAAUUAAGGAACGUUACAUUUCCGCAAACCAGGCGCACCUAUUUGCAUCAUUUGAAGAUCUAACUGAUGGUGAGCGUAAACGCCUCUUGUCCCAAUUGGAACAAAUCCCGGACCCAUCAAAAUAUCUUCAGGAAGUUCAAGAGGCAAUUAGAUAUAGCACAUCGGUUUCAAAAUCCAGGCGGUUUUCCCCUUUGCCAGCACAAGCAUGUGCUUCAACAUUAGACACCUCCUCCGAGACUUUGAAAGAGUGGAAUGAUGUGGGAAUGGACCUUAUCGCUAAGGGGAAAGUAGGAGUUAUUCUAAUGGCCGGUGGACAAGGUAGUCGUCUUGGAUCGGCAGCUCCAAAAGGCUGCUACAAUGUGGGACUUCCGUCUCAGAAAUCAUUGUUCCAGCUUCAGGCCGAAAGGUUGAAGAAAUUGCAACAAUUGGCCAAUACACAAAGAGUAAUUCCCCUGUAUAUCAUGACCUCCAAACCUACUAGGACAGCAACAGAGAACUUUUUCACCAAGAACAACUACUUUGGCCUCGAAUCCUCGCAAGUCAUCUUUUUUGAUCAGGGAACGCUCCCUGCAGUUUCACUGGAUGGUACCAAGCUGUUGUUGGAAUCAAAAAGUUCCUUAAUCGAAAGCCCGGAUGGGAAUGGAGGACUUUAUAAAGCAAUCUAUGACAAUGGGCUAUUGCAAGACUUUGCCAAACGAGGAAUUGAACACAUUCACAUGUACUGUGUUGAUAAUGUCCUAGUCAAAGUCGGUGAUCCGAUUUUUAUCGGGUAUGCUUCUACCAACAAAUAUCAUAUUGCUACCAAGGUGGUCCGUAAGAGAACCGCUGAUGAGAGUGUUGGCCUGAUCGUGAUGGAUGAAGAAACCAGACAUCCAGCAGUCAUUGAAUACUCGGAAGUCAGCCAGGAGCUAAGGGAAAAGCGCGACCCACAAGGGCUACUCUUUUUCAGAGCAGCUAAUAUUGUGAACCACUAUUAUAAUGUCGCAUUCUUACAGGAGAUGAUUCCGAAAUGGAUAUCUGACCGCAGGUUCUUGCCGUACCACGUUGCCAGAAAGAAAAUAGCAUAUCUGGAUGGGGGAUCUGGAAAAAUUGUCGAGCCUAGAGAGCCCAACGGAAUAAAAUUAGAGCAGUUUAUUUUUGACGUAUUCUCCAGCGUCGAGAUGCAUAAAUUCGGCUGUCUUGAAGUGGAUAGAGCUGAAGAGUUUUCGCCAUUGAAAAAUGCUCCAGGGAGUGCCAACGAUGGCCCCGAAACAUGCAAAGCCAAUCUACUCAGCAGAAGUGCUCGCUGGCUUACAAAGGCAGGAGCUAUUCUGCUUGGCUCCGAAAUUGAGGUGAGCCCGCUGACAAGCUAUUCUGGAGAGGGACUGGAGAAAUAUUUGGGCUCGAGGAUCGGCUCUCCCGCUGUUGUCUGA